ACAGCCUUCGAGAGAAUCGCAAGAAAACAAGUAAAUUUGCUGCAAAUUCAAGUGAAGAUACUUCACUUGAUAGCAAAGUCUGCAAGGAAUGUGGCAAAUGUUUUCCAUCUUGGAAAGCCUUGUUUGGUCACAUGAAGUGCCACUCUGAUAAAGUAUUAUCAAAUAACAGUGCCAGUGUGGAGGACGAUUCUUGGAACAGUGCUGCUGCUAAUCAAAAGCUGGUCAUGGAUAGCCAAUCUGAUAAUGAAGCAGCAGCUCCAAUUCGAAAGCAGAGAUCAAGAACAAUCAAAAGGUACAAAGCUACUAAAAAUAUUAAUACUGCUCCUUUAACAAUUGCACAACCUUCACCCUGCGUAACUGAGAAUCAUGAGCAAGAACAACAAGAAGAGGUUGCUAUGAGUUUGAUAAUGCUUUCGAGGGAUGCGAGUAACUGGGGUGGUCUGAAAUCAGUUGGUGGGGGUGAGUCCUCUGAUUAUAAUUCUGAGUUUUUAGAAGCUCGAUCAUCAAAUCAAAAUAAGCAAGAUUGUAAAACUGAGAGCAAGAUUUUAAAGUCCUCUAAUCUUGACUCUAAGAUGAAGUCCAAGAUGAAGCAACCAGAACCAAGUAAAGCUUCUGGAAUGUCGAGAAAAGAGUUCAGAGUGAAGAGUUCAGAAGUUUCAACUGAUGCUUUUCUUGGAGAUGUCUUUAUUAAAAAGAAUAAAGUGGAGGAGGGUGCUGAACUCCAGCAGUCUAAAGUUGAAUUGCCAAAGAAUCAGUCUGAAUCAGAAUCCAAGAAGCAGAAUUUGAGCAAAAGAAGGUGCAUCGCUUUGCAUGAUGAUCCAGAAUUGAGUGCAGAUUACUCAAUAACGAAACUGGCUUGUGGUGUUUCUGAUUCUGAGUUGCUGUAUCUGGGUUCUGAUAGGAAAAGCAAAUUUGAGUGUACUACUUGUAACAAGGCCUUCCAUUCCUAUCAGGCUUUAGGGGGUCACAGGGCUAGCCACAAGAGGAUGAAAGGCUGUUUGGGUUCGAAAAUUGAUAGCAGUGAAAACAGCACUGAAACUGAAAUCUCCCCAAAUCAAACUGCUGACAGCAAACUGAGGAUCAAAGGCUACAGCAAUGACAUUGAUACCACCACCGAUGGUUCCAAAGAAAAGGUCGAAAUGACAGAUUAUGGGUCCAAGGAGAUCAAGACUGUUAAUACAGAUUAUGGAUUUAAGAAAGACAAAAGCCAUGAAUGCCCAAUAUGCUUCAAACUUUUCCCAUCAGGUCAAGCCUUAGGUGGUCACAAGAGGGCACACUUGGCUGCUGAGGCCAAAAGCAAUCAAGGAAUUGUAAUUCAGAAGCAAAUUCCUGAAAUCAGAGACUUCCUGGAUCUCAACUUGCCUGCUCCUGCUGAAGAAGAGAGCAGUGACCAAGUCUACUUCAGCCCUUGGUGGAUUGCAAGCAACCACAAGCCUGAGCCACUGGUGGGGAUGCUCUAACUGAUCAUCCUGCUUUCUAGCCUUAAUUCAAGUGUACAGAUUCAUUAAUUCAUUUCAUAAUUGAAAUGUCCACAGCAGUAUCUACUAUUCCAUUGGGCUAAUUUAUUAGCCACUUAGUAGCCCCUAUUCCAUCUCACUAGUCAGUUAAUCACAACCCUUGAUUUUCUGCUCAUUAUUUACAUGAUUCUUUACUUGUUUGGCAGAAAAAUAACCUUUUUGUUUCCUUGGCUUCUGAAACAUGUA
This is a messenger RNA of Coffea eugenioides, 1703 nucleotides long. RefSeq lists its product as uncharacterized. The coding region runs from base 132 to 1460 and encodes 442 amino acids. The record is from RefSeq and is a predicted model, not a curated record. The transcript has a single exon. NCBI's taxonomy places the organism in Eukaryota, Viridiplantae, Streptophyta, Magnoliopsida, Gentianales, Rubiaceae.